GUGGAGCCCUCCUCACCACAAAGGAGGACAAGGCUGGGCAGAAUGGAGGACGCUCCCUUAAAAUGGAGGGACAUGGCCAAAUAAAUAACAAGCUCAAAACCACCCCUAGAAAUGUCAAUCCAUGCUUCUUGGUCACUCUCAAAAUGGAGGAUGGUUUUGUUUUGGUGUUUUUUGUACUGCCUCCUGGCUGGACACAAGGCUGAUAUAUGAGACAUGUCCUGGAAAAAGAGGACCGCCUCUGGUCACCCUGUUUUGGGAGGCCAGGUUCCUAACUCGGUUGUGUGGAAAAGCCUUUCUAACAUGUAAGAAGAGGAAUCCUCUCAGGGAAGGGUUUGAAACCAAGGAAACUGAACUUUGCCACCUUCUGAAUGAGUUGUGAGCAAAGUGAAAGUUGGAUGUUUUUCCAAAAUGGAUUCUAAUUCAUCUACCUCAGCUACUACGACAAGACUCCACUCCUCUGAUAAAUAUAGAAUUCACAAUAUGUGUUGUCUGCUGAUGAGAAGGUCACAGGGAUUUUACACUAAAGAUGCUGGUUUGGUUUAUAGAAAAAACAUGGAAAUCCUGAAGAAGCUAAUAUGCCAGGAAAAUACAACAUUCAGAAAUGUUUGGAUUGGUCAUUCUACAUCCCCAAUAACUUAUCAGAGUGGAAGGAUCUAUUUUGAUAAUUAUCGCCGCUGUGUGAGCAGCAUCACACCAGAGCCAAGGAUAAUUUAUGAAAUGCCAGCAUGCCCUAAAUCGGAAAAAAUAGAGGAUGUUUUAUUAUUGGAAUGUCCAGUGGGUGAAAUGCUGCCCAGUCCAUCAGACUACAAAUCUUCCUUGGCAGUCCUGACAGCUCAUAACUGGCUUUUUCGUCUUUCUGCAACUACAGGAGAAAUACUUGAAAAAGUGUAUCUUGCAUCCCAGUGCAAAUUCAGAUAUCUGAGCUGGGACACUCCUCAAGAGGUUAUGGCUGUUAAGUCAACUCAGCAGAAGCUUUCAGGGGUUGCACAGCAGGCAGGCAUCCAACAAUCUGUGCUCUUCAUUCUUGCUGUCUUCAGAGUUCUGCCACUGUCAUUUAUUGGAAUGCUAGAACUGGACAAAAAAAUAUUUGGAAAAAGCAUGACAGAUGCUGCAAUGUCUCAUGGUAUGUUGAUUGUGACUCACAGUACAGGUCUUGUCAGACUCUAUAGCUUCCAGACUAUAUCUGAGCAGUUUAUGCAGCACCAAGUGGAUUUGGGACACGAAUACAAUUGGAACGGCAAAAUUGGGAUUGUGGGGAAAUACCCUUUUGGCGUUCCAUGUAACAUUAAAAUAACAGAUACUCCUGAUCUGCUUUUUGAAGUGUCAUCCCUGGAAAGCACAUUUCAGAUUGGAGGAUACCCCUGGCAUUACAUCAUCACUCCUAACAAGAAAAGUCAAAAAGGAAUCUUCCAUGUUUGUUCUUUGAAAGACCACACUUUGGCAAAGAAUGGUGUACAGGAAAUGAAAUGUUGCUCAUUGGAGCCUGACUGGAUAUUUUUCCACCCAGACAGUUCUGGAAGGAUACUACAUGUAGGACCAAAUUUGAUUAAAGUUUUGAAGCUGAAAGAAAUGGAAAAUAAUGCUGAACAGCAGGAAGUUAAGGAAGACUUUAUCAUAGAAGCUAACAGGGAAAAUAAUGUUAACAACUCUGUAACUGUAACAGCUUCUGGCCGAGUAGUGAAGAAGCGUUUUAACUUAUUGGAUGAUGACCCUGAGCAAGAGACUUUCAAAAUCGUGGAUUAUGAAGAUGAGCUGAAUCUACUGUCCAUUGUGGCAGUUACUCAGAUAGGAUUUGAUGGAAAAGCUCAUCUUGAUCUUCACAGUAAUGAGCAUGGGACUCAACUUAAGAGCAUUCCUUUUGUAGAAUCUUGGGAUGUGACAUACAGCCAUGAAGUUUACUUUGACAGAAACGUGAUUCUGCAUAUUGAACAAAAGUCCAACAGGAACUUCAAUUGUUAUGUUUACCAAAUGAUCUGCACCAGUUCAAAUGAAGACGAAGACGUAAGGAAGGAAAAAGGAGAGCGACAGUUUUGUAAAAAAAUAGGAAGACCUUUGGAAUAUUUCUAGAAUUUCCCUCAUUAUAGUAGCUUUUCUGUGGACAGCAACCAAAGACUUGCAAGCCUCUUUGUGGUAAUUAAAAAAUAUUAUUCAACUUCA
Sceloporus undulatus (fence lizard) is the source of this 2157-nucleotide messenger RNA. It is a transcript of the gene DCAF17, whose product is annotated as DDB1 and CUL4 associated factor 17. Gene Ontology annotation, biological process: protein ubiquitination. The transcript has 16 exons. The record is from RefSeq and is a predicted model, not a curated record. Bases 409 to 2067 code for a protein of 552 amino acids. Gene Ontology annotation, cellular component: Cul4-RING E3 ubiquitin ligase complex. Lineage: Eukaryota; Metazoa; Chordata; Lepidosauria; Squamata; Phrynosomatidae.